GGACUUUGUGCUGGUGCAGCCUACACGUGAGUCGGAAGCUGUUCCCAACCGGAGGCGCGCGUGCGCUCUAACCACAGAGCCGACGGCUUUGCAAAGUGGCAGCUCAGGGAACUAUAGACAUCAGUCUGACGCGCAGCUCCACUGGAGGACACGCACUGUGCAUUAUCUGCCUCAGCCGUCCACGCGUGGGUCGUUGGAAUAACAAACAUUCCCAAAAGAAGCUCAGAAGAAGCAAAGAACCAGCAGAGGAGAGAUGGAUGAACGAAUACCGCAUUUACAGGACAGACAGUUCAUGGAGCACGCGGAUUUCUUGGGGGUGGAUUACCCCUCACUCUACAUGUGUAAAUCCAAAAGAGGAAUAAAGCGAGAGGAUGGUGGGAAGGACGCAUACAAGUUACCACACCGGUUGAUAGAGAAGAAGCGGAGAGACAGAAUCAACGAAUGUAUAGGGCAGCUGAAGGAUUUGUUACCCGAACAUCUCAAGCUGUCGACGCUCGGGCACUUGGAGAAGGCAGUCGUCCUGGAGUUAACGCUGAAACACUUAAACGCGCUGACUGCUGUCACUGAGCAGCAGCACCAGAAGAUUAUUGCUUUGCAGAAUGGAGACCGGUCGAUGAAAUCUUCCAUUCACGCUGAUCUGGAUGCGUUCCACUCCGGAUUCCAGGCCUGUGCCAAAGAGGUCCUGCAAUACCUGAGUCAGUUUGAGAACUGGACAGCACGGGAGCAGAGGUGCGCGCAGCUGAUCAACCACCUUCACAAGGUGCUGGCGCAGUUCCAGCCCGGCGCGCAGCCACUACAACACCAGCUGCCCGCCGGGGACGCACAGGAUGGUCAGAAAUCUGACAGCCAAGCCAACUGUGUCCCCGUCAUCCAGAGGACCCAGGGUGGAGAGCUCAACGAGAAUGACACAGACACGGACAGUGGAUACGGGGGCGAGGCAGAAAAGAGCGAUGGCAAAGAUAAAGAAUGUGAGCGCAAUAAGGCGCAGGGACCAAAGGCAGUGAAAAUCAAGCAAGAGUUCGGAGAUGAGCGGGCUGCCAAAAAACCAAAGAUGAGCUGGCCUGUGAACGGGGCAGGGGGCGCAGACCUCACCAGGCCCGACGUGGCGUUUAUGAACUCUCUGAUGGGAAUAAGCAGUGUGGGACAGCAGACACCGAUUUGCAUGCCUUUCUACUUCAUUAACCCCUCAGCCGCUGCUUCUUACAUGCCUUUUUUCGACAAGAACAACAUUGAAAAGUACAUGUACCCUGCGGCGGCCGCCCUUGCUUCCCCUUUCCCUUGGCUAUAUCCCGCUCACGCCUCAGCGGCGGCGGCGGCGGCCGCUGCUGCCGCGUUCCCCGGCCUGUCUGCGCACUUUGGAGCCGCUUCUCAGUCCAAGGACUCACCCUCUCUAGACACCGACGGGUCACUCGAGGCUGACGAGGGCUCACCUGAGGAGCGCGAGGAGAGUCCCGCUAGUGACGACGGAGAGGGUGACGUAGGCGACACGUCCCACGAGAGCAAGAGUAGCUCACACGACCAGUUUUCUGGGUGUCAGAGGAGCUAAUUAGUCCGUGUUACCUCUCUGCGCAUUCUCGAGGAGUUUAUGUAUCUUCAUUUUUUUUAAAUAAUUAGGCUAGUUUUAAACGGGGUUUCACAGGAGAGUUGCUCGUGUACAAUAUCUUGGCGAAAGAGAGGACAGUUGUGACGGCGCGUGCCUUUUGCACUUAUGCUAGAUUAAACAAUCUGAAUGAUUAUCGACAAUGAUUGACACUACACGGCCGUGUUGUGCUGGAGUUAGUUUUUUUAUCCUCUUUGAUAAACUAUUUUGACAUGGCAGCAUUGGUGCCAAAACUUUGAGUACUGCAGCAGUGCGCAAUAUUCCAGUCAAUGAGUCUCUUUGGAUGUAUGAAGUUGCAACUGACCUCUGCCAAGAUUAUUAAUAACUUGGCUGACUCUGACUGUAAAUAUUAUUACCUGAAAGAUUCAUUACCAUGUAAAUGUGUACUAAAUGGGGCCUAUAAAAUGGGUGGUCCUGGAAGUGCAUCUAUCCCCAACUUUGCAUGGGUAAGCUGGGAGGCACAUUACUGUACCUCCUGAGAACUGAAACGCAUCCCCCUUUCAGAACAUACACAGACAGCAUCUCCAUCAUACACAACACAUAUAAAAGUCUCAUGUUUUAAUAAAACAUUUGUAAUACAUUCACGGGAGAGGUGUUAUGCAUAAAUUCCUUCAUUUCACUCCCACUAAAGUUACUCUGGUUUCCGUUGCUUUCUGUAUCCUUGUGGCAAAAAAAGAAAUAAAAAGAAGAAAGAAACAGAUGUAAUAAAACCAUUAAUGGAGAGACAAAGCCUUCAUUCAUAAGGAUUUGCUUGACCAGCAUAUUGUACAUCCCCUGACUGAAGCAUUUCUGCACAGAGAUGCAGUGACCUUCUGUACCUCCAGGAAACAUUGUAGGAUAGCACCUUAAAGAUCUUUGAUAUUGAAUGUACCUGUAUUUUCCCAGCUGUUAAAGUUUGUAUGUAGAAUGGCAUUGCUCUUUGAGUUACUCUUUUAAGUGCACUUUUUCUGCUUUUACCCACUCCACCCUGAAAAGUCAUCUCAUCAUUAAAGUAAAUCAUUAUAGUUCUCUUUGAACCUUUCUAUUGUGUGGUCUUGAAAUUUAAAAAAAAAGAUUUUGUUCCAUCAAUGAAAAGAGAUAUUGGAUAUUUUGUGAUGAUUCCAUGCAGUAAAGUGGGAGUUAACCAAGUUGCCAGAUUUUACAAAAAACUGAUUUCUAGCUCUUUCAGGGGUUAAAAUCACAAUCAAGUUUGAAAACCCUGAACCCAACUACACAUCAGGUCAUCAUCUGGGAUACUGUGCUAUCAUCAUGUAAAACCAUAGUUUUUUUUUUUGUUUUUUUUUUAAAUGGUCUAAAACUGGGAAAGAAAGUCUGGUCAUUUUAAGAACUUUAUCCUGGCCUCUUUUUUAUAAAUAAUUCCCACUAAGUAUAGUGCUGUUCUGCUUUUUCAGAUUUCUCAUUGUAUUUCGCCUACAUGACAUUGCUUUUGUAGUUUUCCUCAGCUGGGUUUUUGCCUCAGAUCUGUUAUCAGCUGUUCUAUAAAGUGGCAUGUGUGUUUGUAAAUAGGUUUUUGUGAAUAUAUCAAGAAGUAUACAUGUCUUUGUCAAUGUUGUAGAAGUCUAUGGAUUUUUUUUAAAGACUUAACUGAGCAACUGUUGCACAUUUCGUUAAUGCUUUACACAUAUGCUGUUCUAAAUUAUUGCUGAUGAGUUGUAAAAUAAAUAUCAAAAUCUGAA
Messenger RNA from Maylandia zebra (zebra mbuna), 3276 nucleotides. It is a transcript of the gene bhlhe41, whose product is annotated as basic helix-loop-helix family, member e41. Lineage: Eukaryota; Metazoa; Chordata; Actinopteri; Cichliformes; Cichlidae. Gene Ontology annotation, biological process: regulation of DNA-templated transcription. The record is from RefSeq and is a predicted model, not a curated record. Gene Ontology annotation, molecular function: DNA binding; protein dimerization activity.